CUCGGAAGCGAACCUUGUAAUGUCUCUGAGGUUGAUUGGCAUCUGCAAGGUGGUUAAGAUGGCACUCGACUAUGUUGAUCGCCCGAUUCACCUGAGCUUUGAUAUUGACGCGCUCGGCCCCAGUGUUGCACCUAACGCGGACAAGUCAGUCAUAUGUUUGCACGCUUUUGAUGACGUAGUGCGCACCGAAAUACCUUCUGAUGGAGGCGGGCACAGCACACUGACUUACGCAGAUAUUUUAUACAUCGUUUAUCCCGUUCCAUUGGGACUUGGAACUACAAAGACUUCGAUUUGUUGUAGGAAUGUCCAAGUCCACGAUGGGUAGACGAUGUCUUCCUACGCCAA
Suillus discolor is the source of this 345-nucleotide messenger RNA. RefSeq lists its product as uncharacterized. The transcript has 4 exons. The record is from RefSeq and is a predicted model, not a curated record. Gene Ontology annotation, molecular function: metal ion binding. The coding region runs from base 20 to 325 and encodes 101 amino acids. NCBI's taxonomy places the organism in Eukaryota, Fungi, Basidiomycota, Agaricomycetes, Boletales, Suillaceae.